CCGCUGUUACCGCCUGAUAAGCGAAGGAGCACCGCCUGAGCAGUGAGUCCUCUUGUCGCCUAGCUAGCUAGCCGAUAGCCUGGCGUCCCUCUCCUCCCAUCUGUCAGUACGGAGAGACGAGGGCUGCUCCCUUUCGCCUCCACUCCACAGACAUUCCGCACCAUGGCUGACGUUGACGUGUUCUCGAAUGAAGAAAAGCGUAACCUGAGUUUGGGUGGUCAUGUUGGAUUCGACAGCCUUCCUGAACAGCUGGUCAGUAAAUCGGUGACACAGGGAUUUUGUUUUAACAUCCUGUGUGUAGGGGAGACCGGCAUCGGCAAGUCGACGUUAAUGAACACUCUCUUCAACACCAUGUUUGAGAAUGAGGAGGCGAGCCACUACCAGAACGGCGUGUACCUGCGCCCCCGAACGUACGACCUGCAGGAAAGCAACGUCAACCUCAAGCUGACCAUCGUCGACACCGUUGGCUUCGGUGAUCAGAUCAACAAAGAGGACAGUUACAAGCCGAUCGUUGACUACAUCGACACUCAGUUUGAGAACUAUCUCCAGGAGGAGUUGAAGAUCAAGCGUUCGCUGUUUAACUACCACGACACCAGGAUCCACAUCUGCCUCUACUUCAUCGCUCCAACAGGACACUCUCUUAAGUCUUUAGACCUCGUCACCAUGAAGAAGCUUGACAGCAAGGUGAACAUCAUUCCCAUCAUUGCCAAAGCAGACACAAUCUCCAAGAGUGAGCUGCAUAAAUUCAAAAUAAAGAUAAUGAGUGAGCUGGUGAGCAACGGUGUCCAGAUAUACCAGUUCCCAACGGACGACCAAACCGUCAGCGAGAUCAACGCCUCCAUGAACGCCCAUCUGCCCUUUGCUGUGGUCGGGAGCGUGGAAGAGGUCAAAGUUGGAAACAAAACGGUGAGGGCCAGACAGUACCCGUGGGGUGUUGUGCAAGUGGAGAAUGAAAGCCACUGUGACUUCGUAAAACUCCGGGAGAUGCUGAUCAGGGUCAACAUGGAGGAUCUGAGGGAGCAGACCCACGCCCGUCACUACGAGCUGUACCGACGCUGUAAGCUGGAAGAGAUGGGCUUCAAAGACACGGACCCCGACAGUCAGCCGUUCAGUCUGCAGGAGACGUACGAGGCCAAGAGGAAAGAGUUCCUGGGCGACUUGCAGCGCAAAGAGGAGGAGAUGCGACAGAUGUUCGUCAACAAAGUGAAAGAGACGGAAGCAGAAUUAAAAGAGAGAGAGAGAGAGCUGCACGACAAGUUCGAGCAGCUGAAGCGGAUGCACCAGGAGGAGAAGAGGAAGGUGGAGGACAAGAGGAAAGACCUGGAGGACGAGAUGAACGCCUUCAACAAGAAGAAGAUGGCAGCCGAGACGCUGUCCUUAUCUCAGCCCCUCAAGAAAGACAAAGACAAGAAGAACUCGGUGAACAUGGAGAACCAGUCCGGCGUCAGCGCCUCCAGCUCCAAAGUGAUGAUGGCCAAGGCCAGCGUGGAGCCCUUGAACUGCCAGAGCUGGUGGCAGGCCAUACAGUGCUGCACCUGCCUGGUCCACAGCGCCGCCUGGAAGCCCGAGGGCGUCUUCUGAUGCCCCGGCCCGCCGGGAACCGCACCGGGCUCCGAGGCCCGGUCCCAGCCGGCGCCGGCGCCGGAGCCGAGCCCGAUGGACGGAAUGAGGUGGGGGUGGCUGGCGACGAGCAGGGCGUGGAACUGAGGGGAGACCGGAGGAACGUUAGCGUUAGCGUACCCAUGUCAGUGUUGUCCCACCCAUUAGCAUUUAACACCCAGAUCGGCCGAUCAGCAUCCGUUCAGGAAGCUUCAGCACCGGGUUCCAGUCAAAAACCCUCGUUUCCCCGUGGAAUGAGCUGUAGUCUCGUCUCGUCUCGUCCUGUACGUGCAGUGCUUUUCUGUGUUCCCAUUUGUUCGCCGGAGUCAAGAACCGGCCCGAGUGGAGGCUUUUCAAACACACGUCCUGCUUUCGUUUGUUUGUGGGCGGCGGGUUCGAGCGUGAGGUUCAGUGAUAAUUCCCUAAAACCCUCCUCCUCUGAACCUUUUCCUUUUGCUGCACUUUGAAAUGCGGGGCAUUCAUGGGACUGUAGCAGACGCACGGCGACUUCUGCUGGUUUCCUGAGCGCUCGUGACGCGGCAUCGCUGUAAAUCCUGUUAUUUACUCAUUGUGCAGAGUUUGUGACAAAUCCAGAGUUUAUCGAUCGCUGUUUUAUUGUCAACUGAAACAAACGCUUUAAUUUAACGCAGAGUGAUAUCGUCAGGGUCGAGGGAAUGUAACUGUGAGGCACAGAGCAAAUGAAAUGAGUAUUUAUUUGAAAGAUUGUUUAUCUGAAUAAUAUAAAAAGAGAAAAGCCUUUAUUUUAUUAUAGUUUUAUCAAUACAUUACGUCUCUUUAUUUUGAAAGUCUUAGAUUUUCUAUUAAACGCGGGGACAUUAACCUGCGUCUGGGUCAGAAUCACGUCUGCGUGCAGGUAUUUGUGUUGUGAGACGGUCGUUUGUUGCACGCGACGCGGCCGCUUCCUUCCAGCUAUUUAAAUUCGCUACGUAAACGAGCGCAGAAUCGAACGGUGGAACUGGUCCACGGCCUCAGCCGCUGCAUGACGGGACCCGGGCUCAGAGCUCUUGGGUUAUUUAGAAAGGAGCAGAUUGUUUUGUCACAGCUGAGGAGGAUUUAUUGGUCGAACACCGGCUUUAACCAGGACUGAAUGGAGUUCAGAGUGAUUCUGGGCACAAGGACUGAAAUUAAACAAACGCACAAUCUCUACUGGGACCAGUUCUUUGUGCUGAGGAGCUCCGGUGGAGCUGAACCUCCUUCAAUCAGAUGUGACGCGCGUUUUGAGCAGAAUUUGCACAGAUUUCAUCGGUUCUGAUCCGACUCACGAUGUGGAGGAAGUCGACGGGCGUGGCGGCGUACAGGUCCCAGUGCAGCUUGUCCAGAAUGAUGCGCUCCAUGCGCAGGAUCUCCGCUGUGGAGAAGCUGCACCCGCUCUGCGCAACCAGGUCCUUGACGGAACCGAUGACCUGUUCAAACCGGCGGAAGCGAAGCAAAUAAAUGUUGUGUUUUCAAACGGC
This is a messenger RNA of Betta splendens (Siamese fighting fish), 3074 nucleotides long. RefSeq names its product septin 8a (gene septin8a). The record is from RefSeq and is a predicted model, not a curated record. Bases 163 to 1581 code for a protein of 472 amino acids. Gene Ontology annotation, cellular component: microtubule cytoskeleton; septin ring; cell division site. The transcript has 10 exons. Lineage: Eukaryota; Metazoa; Chordata; Actinopteri; Anabantiformes; Osphronemidae. Gene Ontology annotation, biological process: cytoskeleton-dependent cytokinesis. Gene Ontology annotation, molecular function: GTPase activity; molecular adaptor activity; GTP binding.